Messenger RNA from Alternaria arbusti, 2352 nucleotides. RefSeq lists its product as uncharacterized. NCBI's taxonomy places the organism in Eukaryota, Fungi, Ascomycota, Dothideomycetes, Pleosporales, Pleosporaceae. Gene Ontology annotation, cellular component: transcription factor TFIIIC complex. Gene Ontology annotation, biological process: transcription by RNA polymerase III. The record is from RefSeq and is a predicted model, not a curated record. Gene Ontology annotation, molecular function: protein binding. Bases 1 to 2352 code for a protein of 783 amino acids. The transcript is spliced from 2 exons.
AUGUCCAUAGAGCACCCAUCACCUCGGCAGUCGCGAGGCAAGCCGCGCAAAUCCUAUCGCGUCGAGGAUGAAUACUCGUUUCUCGAUGAAGACGAGGAUGGCACUGCGCCCUCCGGCAAACAGACACCAUCCUUCCAAAACGGCGAUGAUGACGACGGUGAUGACUUCAUGCCGGAUGCCCAGGAGGAGGAGGUCGAAUACGAAGAAGAAGACGAAGUGGUAGAGGAGGAAGAGGACUCAUCUGAAGAGCAGGCCAAUUCCGACGAAAGUCCUGCACCAACUCCAAAACGCAAUGCACGCAAUGCGCGAGCACCGCAAGCCGUCCCUGCCACCCCAGACGUCCCUCCGAAACGAAGGUACAAUGAUCCCCGCUACAAGGACAUGGCAGACAACAUACCGUCACCAGUCAUAUUCAAGAAAGGAGGUGGCAUCAAAGUAAGGGUUGUCGAUACGGACACCCAAUUACGGACGCGAGGUAUCCCUGAUUUCGACAAGAUUGGUGGUCAUGAGCCGCGGCUGAAGAACCUGUUUGGUCCAGAUGUACAUCAUCUGAGACCAGUACUCGAAUCGAGGGACUAUUGGUUUCCACAAGAAACCUUUCCUAUUCGGAGUUAUAAGAAGAAUAAACCUGAUGAUGCUGAGGUGGGUAGCUUGAGAAGGAGCUUCUUCGAGGCCGAUGGCGCAAGGGAGAAAGAGAAUGAACUCUUGAGGACGUGGUAUGCCAAUACUGGAAGCCAUGCUUUUGCAAAAGCGCAGACAACGAAUAAAUUGACCGCGGACGAGGCGAAACAGUACAUGAUAACCCCAGGAUCGGACACCAUGAACGUACUGGCUGGUCCGGUGAACACUCCCCAAGUCAACACGCUGGCAAAAGGCUCAUACAUGAGCAUCGCAAAACCUUUUCCGGGCGAUCAGGAGCGACGCGGUUGGCUGUUCAACCUUGGCUCUUGGGUGCAAGACGCUCAAUGGGCGACGAACGAGGAAUCCAACACCCAAUAUCUUGCUGUUGCCAUCGAGCAGAGACCUACCAGCGGCGACCAGCCCAAGCCGCUGGAGCAGCCAAAAGCACCUGCAUUCAAUCCUACUGAGCCAUUCCCUGCGUCUAUUCAAAUAUGGUCGUUCGAGGCUGACGAUGAAGGGGACUUGGAUGCAUCGAAAGAGCCGCAACUAGAGCUAGUCAUCUGUACAGACUGGGGUGCGCCAAAACAUCUCAGAUGGUGCCCGGUAGCUGCUACAGACACGACUGAAGAGACAGACGACGCAAGUAGCAGGCAUAUAGGUAUGCUUGCAGGUAUCUGGUCCGAUGGACGAGUGCGCGUCUUGGAUAUCUCCGCACCUCCCAAAGCCGAUACUCACACUCCUACGUAUCUUCAUAUUUCGCGUGCUGCAUUCGAAGUUUCGUUUCCUCAAACAGUGCCCUCGUGCUUGCACUGGCUGUCGGGACAUACACUCGCGGUUGCGACUGCAGCAGGAACUGUGGGUAUCUGGUCUCUAAACCGCCCAGGCACACUGAGAACACCCGACGCCACACAACAUAACCCCAGACCCUGGUUCUAUCAGCAGUUGGCAGACACGUACAUUCUCACAGUCUCUUCUGGAUGGCCGUCCAACCCGCAGUUCUUGUCCAUCAGCACCGCAGACGGUUUUGCGCGUCUCUUCGACCUGCGGAGCCCAAACGCCGACACUACUGCGUCGAUACGAGGUCGCACACUUUGUCUGACGCAGGCAUGGCAUGAGCAUACGCAAUCCUUCGUCAUGCCUGACGAACACUACAUCCUGCGACAUACGCCCAUCCGUCGUUACUACCACAACCUCUACAGCAUGCGAUUAGAAAACAGCAUUACACGCGUCGCGACAAGUCCAGUCCACCCUGGCGUUCUUAUCGGCGGAGUCGACGGAGAUAUCCAAGCCAGCAACCCAAUCAUGCGCAUCACAAACUACAAGAUCAUGCCAUGGCAGCAAAAAUGGUUUGUCCACGAGUGGCGAGGACCGAUGGAUCGAGUGCUAGCCAAGCCUACGACUGGUGAAGAUGUCACCAUGACCGAAGACGACACACCUGAAUUGCAAGCCGGAGAACCAGCUGAUGGAACCAAGAAGGUGCCACAAGAAGUACUCUCGCGACCUCUCGUCCGCAUCACCGAAGGCUACAAGGCUGGUCAAACAGGUAUCGCGCACAGCACAUCUGCGAAUGCGACGAAGAGAGGUAACCCAGAGGUGGGAAGGUCGAUUAGUAUCUUCGAAGAGCUGACUGCCAUCACGGCGCUGGCUUGGAACCCGAAUCUAAAGUUUGGGACGUGGGCUGUUGCGGGUAUGGCGUCGGGAUUGUUGCGCGUGGAGGAUGUUGGUAUCUAG